Molecule: messenger RNA, 420 nt
Organism: Exophiala spinifera
Lineage: Eukaryota; Fungi; Ascomycota; Eurotiomycetes; Chaetothyriales; Herpotrichiellaceae
Exons: 2
Coding region: 1-420 (139 amino acids)
Source: RefSeq, a predicted model, not a curated record
AUGGAUCCAGACAGGCAGACAGUCCACCUGACAGAUGCUGGCAAAGGAGACUUGACCUGGGUCCCCGUAUGGGAAUACAUCUUCAAGGAUUUGCAACACGACGCUGUACAAACGUUGUCAUGGAGUCAUCAAGUGCACGCUGGUAUCCUUGUGUGUCUAGAUCCUGUGAUGUCAGCUUGCAUCCCUGUCUCGCCAAAGACAUGGAAGACCUUUCGAGAAAAGCAAAGUGACACCCUGCUCUCAGGGUUUGGCGACCUUCGCGACACUCGGGUGCGUGUGAUAGUUGUGCCACAUGACACCAAGGACAACCAGUGGGCUCUUGCCAUGAUCUUCCCGCAUGCCACCAAACUUCUGGUGCUGACCUCCUCAAAUGCGUUCGGCGAAAACGACAAGGCCCUCGACCCAGAUGACGCGGCAUAG